Messenger RNA from Helianthus annuus (common sunflower), 1964 nucleotides. RefSeq lists its product as uncharacterized. NCBI's taxonomy places the organism in Eukaryota, Viridiplantae, Streptophyta, Magnoliopsida, Asterales, Asteraceae. The transcript has 6 exons. The record is from RefSeq and is a predicted model, not a curated record. Bases 781 to 1686 code for a protein of 301 amino acids.
ACAUACAACAAGACCAUUUGAUCUCGACAUAAAAUAAUGCAUUUUGUUGACUUCUACUUCCCAUAACAAACAUAGUCUUGGCACCAACACAACUCUUGACAAAUAAUACGUGAUUCUCAUCACCUCUACUUUACUCUCCAACAAUAACAAUAAUACACCCUCGUCUCCCUCAUUUCACUCUGCAACUUCCCCUGUUCAUCCUCCUCUGUUUCGGCUCGAUUCGAACCCGUUAUCAGAUCGUUUUCCGCCCCAAUUCAGGGAUUCUGCUGUCUUUUUCUCUUUUGAAUUUUGUGGGUUUUGAUUAGCUUUCAAUACUCGUUAUUAUAUCUAUCGUGUUAUCUUGGAGUGAAAGUUUGGGUUAAAUCUAGAUCACCGUUUACAUUUCUUGCAGAGAAAUUCGCCGGAAUCCGCAUUCUCCGGCGACAAGAUUUUCUUUUAUGGUCAAGAUUCUAUUGUUUUGGUCAAUUAAAGCUAAUUAAAUUAAAAAAUAUUCUUAUUAUAAAUUACAAGUCUUACCAUUUUCUUCUACUCUAGAUAUAAAGCAAACACACACAUACAUACACACUCUCUCUCUCUCUCUCUAUAUAUAUAUAUCUUUUUCUCUCUCUGAAUUGGAAAACAUCCCUUUGUGUUCAUCAUGAUUGCAUCCCUUUGUUGUUUAUGAGAGCUUUAUCUCCAUCUGUCCUUCUUUUUGGGGGUAUCCUCUGUUUUUACAGAGCAGGAGAGAGAAACAAAAACCUCUAAACAUAUCCUAUCUGUACUUACUUUCUCUCUCUAGAAAUGAGAUCAAUGAGAUCAUCAAACCUUCAAUGUUUUCUGGAUUCCACAACCCCUGUUGUUGCUUCUCAGUUUCUUUCAAAGAGUGAGAUUAUGAAUCUUAAUAGACUAUGGCAUCCAUGGGAUAGAGAGGUUGUUGAAUUCUUUACUUUGGGAGAUCUAUGGAGUUGUUUCGAUGAAUGGAGUGCUUAUGGAGCUGGAGUUCCGAUUAAGGCCGAUGGUGAAACUAUUGUUCAGUAUUAUGUUCCUUACCUCUCCGCGAUUCAAAUCUUUACAAGCAAUUCGUCGUUGAACUACCUACGGGAAGAGACGGAUUCUGAAACAAGGGAUUCGUCGAGUGAUACGUUUAGCGAGGAGAGUGAGAGUGAGAAGGUGUCGAGGUGGGACGGAUGCUCAUCUGAUGAUGGUGAGACGCCGAAUGAUCAUCGGUUGGGUCAACUUUACUUUCAAUACUUUGAUAAAUCAACUCCAUAUGGAAGAGUUCCCCUCGUGGAUAAGGUAUGCGCGUUGUCUAAAAAGUAUCCUGGACUCAUGUCGUUAAGAAGUGUCGAUCUUUCACCGGCUUCUUGGAUGGCGGUUGCUUGGUACCCAAUAUAUCACAUUCCCAUGGGAAGGACAAUAAAAGACUUGUCUACUUGUUUCUUGACAUACCAUACCCUCUCUUCAUCAUUUCAAGAUUUGGAUAUUGAAGACCAAAAUGGAUGCUCGAAUAGAAAGAGAAAACAAGGAGAAGGAAUCCGUCUUCCACCAUUCGGAUUGGCCACUUACAAGAUGCAAGGUGACAUUUGGAUGUCGGGUAAGGACCAAGAGAAGCUAGUUUCGCUAGUGAGUGUGGCCGAUUCGUGGUUGAGACAAUUGGGUGUCCAACAUCACGAUUUUAACCACUUUCUUGGCAAUCGUCGUAGUUGAAGUCUUAACUUAAUUUGACAUUCCACUCAAACCCAUGAGAGAGAGAUACAUGUACAAGUGAUCAUCAUCGUCAAGAUUUCUCCUUUUUGGUAUCCCUAGUGGGCUUUUACCGGUUUUGCCUUUGUUGACUUUCUUGUUCUUAGUUAUCAACUCUAAAUUUUACUCAAGUUUGGAAGGACCCUUUUCUGAUAUGAAUAUUUUGAUGUAUAUAAAUUGCUUUUGUGCUAAUUAUAGGUAAUAUAGUCCCAAAACAAAGAUAUUUGAAGGAAACCGGGAUA